Messenger RNA from Arabis nemorensis, 2322 nucleotides. Lineage: Eukaryota; Viridiplantae; Streptophyta; Magnoliopsida; Brassicales; Brassicaceae. The record is from the annotation of a GenBank genome assembly.
AUGCAGAGACCACCGCCUGAAGAUUUCUCCUUGAAGGAGACAAGACCACAUCUCGGUGGGGGUAAAGUCACUGGUGAUAAGCUUACAAGCACUUAUGACCUCGUUGAGCAAAUGCAGUAUCUCUAUGUUCGUGUGGUGAAGGCUAAAGAAUUGCCUGGGAAGGAUAUGACUGGUAGUUGUGACCCUUAUGUUGAGGUUAAGCUUGGUAACUACAAAGGAACUACUCGUCAUUUCGAGAAGAAAUCGAAUCCUGAGUGGAACCAAGUUUUCGCUUUCUCAAAAGAUAGGAUUCAAGCUUCUUUCCUUGAAGCUACUGUGAAAGACAAGGAUGUUGUGAAAGAUGAUUUGAUUGGUCGUGUUGUGUUUGAUUUGAAUGAGGUACCUAAGAGAGUUCCUCCCGACAGUCCCUUGGCGCCGCAAUGGUAUAGGCUCGAAGAUAGGAAAGGGGAUAAAGUCAGGGGAGAGCUUAUGCUUGCUGUUUGGUUUGGUACUCAAGCUGAUGAAGCUUUCCCUGAAGCUUGGCACUCAGAUGCUGCAACAGUAAGUGGAACUGAUGCUCUUGCCAAUAUCCGCUCCAAGGUUUAUCUUUCUCCUAAGCUUUGGUACCUUAGGGUUAAUGUGAUUGAAGCUCAAGAUUUGAUACCAAGCGAUAAGGGGAGAUACCCUGAGGUUUAUGUGAAGGCUAUAGUGGGAAACCAGGCGUUGAGGACUAGAGUAUCUCAAAACAGAACUUUAAAUCCAAUGUGGAAUGAGGAUUUGAUGUUUGUAGCAGCUGAGCCAUUUGAGGAGCCUUUGAUACUUAGUGUGGAAGAUAGAGUUGCUCCAAACAAAGAUGAAGUCAUGGGGAAAUGUGCGAUUCCGUUGCAGUAUCUGGACAGAAGGUUCGACCACAAACCGGUGAACAGCAGGUGGUAUAACCUCGAGAAGCAUAUUAUGGUUGACGGAGAGAAGAAGGAGACGAAAUUCGCUAGCAGGAUUCACAUGAGGAUUUGUUUGGAAGGUGGGUAUCAUGUUCUUGAUGAGUCUACACAUUACAGCAGUGAUCUUAGACCAACGGCGAAGCAACUAUGGAAGCCUAGCAUCGGUGUGCUGGAAUUGGGGAUAAUAAGUGCCACUGGUCUGAUGCCUAUGAAAACCAAAGAUGGCCGAGGAACCACAGAUGCAUAUUGUGUGGCGAAGUACGGGCAGAAAUGGAUCCGAACUCGGACAAUCAUUGACAGCUUUACUCCGAGAUGGAACGAGCAAUACACUUGGGAGGUUUUUGAUCCGUGUACUGUUGUUACAGUUGGGGUAUUUGAUAACUGCCAUCUCCAUGGAGGUGAGAAGAACGGAGGAGCAAAAGAUUCAAGAGUUGGGAAGGUAAGGAUCCGGCUCUCUACUCUCGAGACUGAUCGAGUCUACACACAUUCAUACCCUCUUUUGGUGCUCCAUCCUAACGGAGUCAAGAAAAUGGGAGAGAUUCACUUGGCUGUUAGAUUCACUUGCUCUUCAUUGCUUAACAUGAUGUAUAUGUAUUCACUGCCUCUCUUACCGAAGAUGCAUUACAUCCAUCCUCUAACUGUUAGCCAGCUUGAUAACUUGAGGCAUCAAGCGACUCAGAUUGUGUCGAUGAGGCUUACCCGAGCAGAGCCGCCACUAAGGAAAGAAGUAGUUGAAUACAUGCUCGAUGUGGGUUCUCACAUGUGGAGUAUGAGGAGAAGCAAAGCAAACUUUUUCAGGAUUAUGGGAGUUUUGAGCGGGGUAAUCGCUGUAGGAAAAUGGUUUGAACAGAUCUGCAACUGGAAGAAUCCGAUCACAACUGUCUUGAUCCAUCUCUUGUUCAUCAUCCUUGUGCUCUAUCCCGAACUAAUCUUGCCCACAAUCUUCCUCUACCUCUUCCUCAUCGGUGUCUGGUAUUACCGUUGGAGACCGAGGCAUCCUCCUCACAUGGACACUCGUCUCUCUCACGCCGACUCAGCUCACCCUGACGAGCUAGAUGAAGAGUUCGACACAUUUCCUACUUCCCGACCAUCUGACAUUGUCAGGAUGAGGUAUGACAGGUUGAGGAGUAUUGCUGGAAGGAUUCAGACUGUAGUUGGUGAUCUUGCAACUCAAGGAGAGAGGCUUCAGUCUUUGCUAAGCUGGCGUGAUCCGCGUGCAACCUCGCUCUUCGUAUUGUUCUGCUUGAUUGCUGCAGUUAUUCUCUAUGUGACUCCUUUCCAGGUUAUUGCUCUUUGCAUUGGAAUCUAUGUUCUGAGACAUCCGAGGUUCAGAUACAGGUUACCGUCUGUUCCUCUUAAUUUCUUCAGGAGGCUUCCUGCAAGAACUGAUUGCAUGCUCUGA